Molecule: messenger RNA, 1350 nt
Organism: Eutrema salsugineum
Lineage: Eukaryota; Viridiplantae; Streptophyta; Magnoliopsida; Brassicales; Brassicaceae
Product: probable lysophospholipase BODYGUARD 5
Exons: 4
Coding region: 1-1350 (449 amino acids)
Source: RefSeq, a predicted model, not a curated record
AUGAUUGCUUCGAGUUUCCAAGAAAAAUGUAUUUCAGUAAUCAACGGAGCUCCGACUUGGGCCGUUUUCUUCCUUUUUGACCUUCUCGACGAUUUUCUCUGCAUCGUUUUCAGAUUCCUCGACCUGGUUAUGGAAGAAAAAUUACAGUCCUGUCACUGUAAAAGCCCUCAAGAGACAACAGAUUUUCCGGGACACGAGUUUCUUUCAGACCAUCAACACUUGUCGGAAACUCUUUACCGGAGGAGAAACGUUUUCAGACAAGCCGGUUUUCUCCGUUUUGCGAGAAAACUCCCGGAGAUCACCAAGAAAAUCGGUAUCGUUACUUUCUUAAGAAAAUUCCUCUUCCCUGACAAAACGAAGAAAGUCCCUCGUGAGUUUGCAAACCGGUGGUCUGAUUGUGGUUGCAAGAAUUGUGUUUCUUGGACCAACACCGAUAAACUUAACGUGAUCGUCAAGCAACCUUCAAUAACUCAAGAUUUGUUGAUGAGCAACAAACCGGUGGAGAACGUUAUUUUCAUACACGGAUUCUUAGCAUCUUCAUCGUAUUGGACCAACACAGUGUUCAAAUAUCUGCCCGAGACCACUGAGAAUGCUAAAUACAGAUUCUUUGCGGUCGAUCUUCUAGGAUUCGGAGAUAGCCCGAAACCGAGAGACAGUCGAUAUUCGUUAAAGGAACAUGUCGAAAUGAUCGAGAAAUCGGUUAUUUUACCAAACAAUUUGACUUCAUUCCAUGUUGUAGCACACUCCAUGGGAUGCAUCAUUGCAGUGGCCUUAGCUGCCAAAUUCUCCGGCAGUGUCAAGUCCGUUGCUUUAGUAGCUCCGCCGUAUUUCGCCGAUUCGAAAGGAGGAGCAAGCUGUGAUGCUCUUGAUGUGAUCGCCGAGAAGAAACUUUGGCCGCCGACUUCGUUUUUCUCGGCGAUGAUGGCUUGGUACGAACAUAUUGGCCGUGGCGUUUGCUUGGUUGUUUGUAGACACCACCGUACAUGGGAGAUGAUCAUCAAAAUUGUAACUUGGAGAAGGAAACUACCGACGGCGAUAACAGAAUUGACGAAGCACACACAUCAAUCCGCGUGGCACAGCAUGCACAAUGUGAUAUGCGGAGGGGCAAAAUUCACGGAUAAACACCUUGAAACUUUGAUCAAUUCCGGUGUUAAAAUCAAUGUGGUUCAAGGUGAUAAAGAUGAUAUUGUACCUAUAGAUUGUCUAUGGAACAUGAAAGCCAAGUUCCCGGAGGUUGAAGUCGAGGUUAUCGCCGGAACGGAUCAUAGUACGGUCAUAAUGAGUAGAAGAGAGGUCUUUGUUGCAAACCUUGUAAGUUUGUGGGCUUCUUCUGGAAAGAAACAAAAAUAG